UCCCCCUCCUCCCCCACUGGAAGUUAUGUCAAAGCCCCUCACUCAGCUCCUGCUGCCAGAUCUCCCUGCCGGGGCCACCAGCCCCCAGUGUGGGGCCAGCAACCCGGCUGGAAGUGGCCCCCAAGGUGGACAGCUGACCCCCAUGACCAACCUGAAGUCCCUGCUCCAGCUGCCAAUCAAGAGCGACCAGAGAGGCGCCAAGGACUGCUGCGAAAUGCGAGACAAAGACAAGCCAGUGGAUUCUGAGGAGAACUCGAUGGGCGGUAACGGCGGAGGGCCCGGCGGGCAGGGAGGAGUCCCGGCCUCCGGUGCCCUGCGACCCAACUCCCAGUCGGCGUUCCUGGGCCCGCUGCUGUGGGAGAGGACCCUGCCCUGCGACGGAGGCCUGUUCCAGCUGCAGUACAUGGACCUGGAGGAGUUCCUGACGGAGAACGGGAUGGGGAUGCACAGCAACGGGCCCAGCUCCACCAGCGCCCAGAUCCCCUCCCAGAGUUCCCAGUCAGCGGUGCCCAACCAGAGCUCCCAGUGCCCGCCCACCUCUCCUCCACCCUGCUCUUCCUCCUCCUCCUCCAUGUCCUCCUCAUCCUCCUCUUCCUCGCUGGUGGGACUGGAGAACGUCAAACCACAGCCGCCACCGCCGCCACCACCUCAGCCGCAGCAAAGCAUGAUGGGAGGACCGGAAUGUCUACAUGGUGAGUGA
Molecule: messenger RNA, 700 nt
Organism: Paralichthys olivaceus (Japanese flounder)
Lineage: Eukaryota; Metazoa; Chordata; Actinopteri; Pleuronectiformes; Paralichthyidae
Source: RefSeq, a predicted model, not a curated record